Verticillium dahliae VdLs.17 is the source of this 2385-nucleotide messenger RNA. RefSeq lists its product as uncharacterized. The record is from RefSeq and is a predicted model, not a curated record. Gene Ontology annotation, molecular function: DNA binding. The transcript has 3 exons. Gene Ontology annotation, biological process: regulation of DNA-templated transcription. The coding region runs from base 1 to 2385 and encodes 794 amino acids. NCBI's taxonomy places the organism in Eukaryota, Fungi, Ascomycota, Sordariomycetes, Glomerellales, Plectosphaerellaceae.
AUGGCUGACCAUACCCCUCCCAACGACACCUUCCCCCAUCCUCAAGGCCCAGGAUCACCAACCCACGUUGAUCCAGGCCUGCUCACCUUCGUCACACAUGCCGAUCCCAUCAUCAGCUUCGACAAUGACCUCCAGACGCAGCAAGCUGUACAUGAUCCAGAUGGGGUGUCGGCUGCCGGGGCCGGCGAAGGAGCAACUUUCGGUGCCACUCCUGCGGCCACGAUAGACGCCAAUCCCUUGGGUGACCGUCCAACAAAGGUUUUCAAUCGCUUUACAGCCAGCUCCGUCAGAGUACUCAGAAAUUGGAUCGCCGCCCAUGAGGAAUACCCCUACGCCUCACCGAAGGACCUCGAAAUGCUCCAGGACAAAACCGGUCUCACCAAGCUGCAGGUGACCAACUGGCUCGCCAACACCCGGCGACGUUCCAAACUCCGACCCUCUCAAUCUUCUUCACCCGUCGUCUCGUCCGAAACGACACACAGGGAAGGAGUGCCAAUCGAGAUUCCCUCGCGACGACCAACGCCGGUGCCUUUCGAACAGAUGAACAUUCUGCAGCGAUGGGAAAGCUCGCCACCGGAACACGAAGCGGCAGACAUGUCGGAUAUCUCCCGCGCCAUCGCCGCUGCUUCCCAGUCGCCUCGCAUGCCGUACUACUCACACGCGUCCGAUCAAUCUUCGGACAACGCGUCGUCAAUCAGCAGUGCUGGCCGAUCUCGUUCCAGCAGAGGAUCGGGCUCUCGAGCGUCAUCUCGAAAUUCCGCCAUCUCCUCUACAGCAAGGGUCAACCGUCGGCGUAGGCGAGCACCUGCGCGACGCCAACGAAACAGCAGGCCAAGUCUGAUCCGUGCAUGUCACAUGUAUCAGUGCACUUUCUGCAUCGAAACCUUCAAGCUCAAGUACGACUGGCAGCGCCACGAGAAGUCGCUUCACCUGUCACUCGAGGAAUGGAUCUGCUCACCAACUGGAGCCACCGCUGUCCACCCAGACACGAGCAUCGAACUUUGCGUAUACUGCGGAGCAGCCGACCCGGACGCGGCGCACGUCAAUCAGCACAACCACGCCGCUUGCCUCGAUAGAUCGCUCCCAGACCGGACCUACUACCGCAAAGACCACCUGCAGCAGCACCUCAAGCUGGUGCAUGGCUGCAAGUUCAUGAAGUGGCCGAUGGACCAAUGGAAAGUCUCAGGCCGAGAAAUACGGUCGCGAUGCGGGUUUUGCGAUGCCACCCUGACAUCCUGGGAUGCCCGUGUUGAUCACCUUGCAGCACACUUCAAGAGUGGAAACACCAUGGACGACUGGAAGGGGACUUGGGGGUUUGAUCCACAGGUCGUCGAAACGGUCGAAAACGCAAUGCCGCCAUACCUUAUCCACUACGAGCAGAAGUCGCCGCUCCCCAUAUCGUCCAUGACAGGACCUCCCGAUACACCAACCAGCGCGUACGAGCUCGUUAAGCUGGAACUGGAGCACUACAUGCGCAACUACCUCGACACUAACGGCAGCUUUCCCUCAGACCAAGAGCUCCAAUUUGAAGGUUGCUCCAUCAUCUUUGGUGCUGAAGUCUUGUCCCCCUUUUCGCUGCCAUCAUCGGCGUCGUGGUUGCGGGACGUCUUCAUGGCUUCCGAAACGUCCAAUGCGGCUCGACUUCUUCCCAUGCAACAAGUCGCCAAGUCACGAUUGACAAAGCUCACGAUCAACGGCAAGAGUAACAUCUUUGACAAUUGCGAACUUGAGCUUGAGAUGCAUCAGCGUAUCGUCAUGCAUGGAGCUCUCGGCCUCGUCUUGUCCGACUACACGCUGCAACAAGAGGCAUCUGAGAUUCUCGAAAGCGUCGAGACUUGCUCGCCCAAUCCCUCCAAGCUGUUCAAAGACUUCCUGAUGCGACUCGUCUGGGGAUCGAGCAAGUGGCUGGAGCCUCUUCGCCAGCGGGACCGGCAGCUCUCCACAGAUGAGCCGCGAGGCAUUCUUGCAUUUGCACACCAAAGAGACACCGGCCACACUCCUCUGGACCAAAAGCCCCCAGAAGUCUGGCCUGAGGUUUGGCCUCAGAAGGGCGCCGAACCCUUGUCGAGUUCAUUCUUGACGAGCACGCUGCUGAGCUCCGGCCAAUCUUUGCGCGGCGGUGACGGCAUGCCCUUCCUUUUGAACGACCAUAACAGCUAUAGCAGGCUGACGGCAGGCUUGACGCGGUUUGUGGUGAGUGCCAUGUCGCCGAACAACCCAAAGAGGCAUGUGCCUACGGACGAAGAGAUUCAGUACGAAGCCCGUUGGCUGUGGUACGACAGUGAUGACCCGUGGGACCAAACCCCUGCUGAUAACACCGAGUGGCUUCGCGAGUUUAAACGCGGCGUUGGGCUGCUACAACAGGAUAGUGUCGAAGCAUUAUAA